AUGUUUAUCCUCAUUCUUCUACCUCUAAUUCCUUGUUCCUAUGCUCUCAGCAGGCAUUCCUCCAUUGGAAAUGUGACAGAGGUCUCACGAAGUAUUGUAAUGAAUCUCGAUGCUCGGAUGACAUGUCUGUAUGAGACACUCGAAAAGAACAUGACAUUGAGUGUCACACUUAGCCCAAUGCUAGAUCCGUUUCCGAUGUCGCUGCGCUUGACGUCGCCAUCAGGGCAGUUCUCUGAGUGGGAAAAUGGCAAUGACGAUGUGUACAUGCACCAUAAUGUCACCGAGGACGGUAUAAAUCUGAAAACUUUGGUAAGGUUGAGCCGUACUGCGGACAGACAAAAUCAUACUUGCGUACCUAUGCUCGACUCACCAUUCUGCUCCUUUCUGUAG
Messenger RNA from Cylicostephanus goldi, 390 nucleotides. NCBI's taxonomy places the organism in Eukaryota, Metazoa, Nematoda, Chromadorea, Rhabditida, Strongylidae. The record is from the annotation of a GenBank genome assembly.